Oryzias melastigma (Indian medaka) is the source of this 4785-nucleotide messenger RNA. Its product is annotated as alpha-2-macroglobulin. The record is from RefSeq and is a predicted model, not a curated record. The coding region runs from base 331 to 4608 and encodes 1425 amino acids. Lineage: Eukaryota; Metazoa; Chordata; Actinopteri; Beloniformes; Adrianichthyidae. Gene Ontology annotation, molecular function: endopeptidase inhibitor activity. Gene Ontology annotation, cellular component: extracellular region. The transcript is spliced from 35 exons.
GGGGGAGGGAUGAUCUCUGUAAGUACUAUCUAGUCAAUGGAUUGACUAAAUUCUACAUAUUCUACAGAUGUGUAGAUGUUAAACAAAUUUCUCCUAAUAUUCGUUGAAUCAAAAACUCACUUAUUUCCAUUCGGCUACAGAAAACGAAAUCUGAGUUCAGGUAUAUUUAGGUGUCCAAAAAAAAAAAGAAAAGAAAAUUCCUUAAAAUUAAAUAAGAGAUGUUGAGUUUAUAAGUAAUAAAUAAGUUGAUAAGUUGAGGCUAGAAAGGGGGGCAGGGCUUAGUGAAAGCCUAUAAAAGAGAUUAAGACUCUGUGGAUCAUUGCAGCAGUCAUGGUUUGUCCAAGGACUCGGUUGUGGAUAUGGACACUUUGUGUCUUGUGUGGGCUGUGUUUGGGUCAAGAGUUGACCGAACCGCAUUACAUGGUGGCAGUACCUGCUGUUCUUCAAGCUGGAACUAUGACUAAAUUGUGCGCUAGUCUCCUGGAGCCAAAUGAAACUCUUACUAUGAAGGUCGCCCUGAUUCACAAGGAGAGGAACACAGCUCUUUUUGAAAAGACGUCCAGCGCAGAGUUUCAUGAGUGCAUUGAUUUUCAGACUCCUUUAGUGCAAGAUUCAGAAGUGCAGAUGUUUGAAGUGGUGGUACAAGGCAACACAUUUUACUCCAAAGAAGAGAGAAAAGUCAUGAUCAAAGUCUAUAAACCUGGAACAUUUGUUCAAACCGAUAAACCAAUUUAUCUCCCUGGACAGACAGUGCAAUUCCGAGUUGUCUCACUGGACAAUAGGUUGAGGCCUGCCAGCCAACUGUACGAAUCAAUUGAACUGCAGGAUUCUCUUCAGAACAGAAUUGGACAAUGGCGAAAUAAAACAUCCAACGGUAAAAUAUUGCAGCUUUCUUACUCCUUAAGUUCAGAAGCUCGCAUGGGACGCUACAGCAUCGUUGUGAAUAUUGGUGGAGACCAGGUAUUUCACAACUUCAAGGUGGAAAAAUAUGUUUUGCCCAAAUUUGACAUUGUAAUAAAUGUGGCUAAAGAAGUAAGUGUUGGACAGGAAACUAUCGAUGUAGAAGUAUGUGCAAAGUACACAUACGGACAGCCUGUACCCGGACUUCUUACCCUUAAGGCAUGCCGGCCUGAUAAACAUGAUUUCAAUGGUGGUUUAUGUGACAUCCAGACAAAACGAGUAGACAAGACAGGCUGUGACAGAUUUACUUUUGAAAUGUCAAAGUUCAUCACUGAUGGGGGGAAUUUGUUAAAUUCAAUUGAUUUCCAUGCAACAGUUAGAGAAGACGGUACUGAUGUCACUCACCCACAAGGGAAGAGAAUAGCCCUUUCUUAUGUUAUUGGAAAGCUGUCGUUCAUUGACACCGCCAAGUUCUAUGUCCCUGGAUCUACGUUUGAGGGAAAAAUAAAGGCAGUUCAUUACAACAACACACCAAUGGCUAACAUGGAGCUGUACCUUUCAGAAGGUAGAUCAUGGUCCUUGUCUGAGACCCAUAAUCUGACAACAGACAGUAAUGGUGUUGCCACAUUCUCACUGAACACAACUACCUACAGUGGAAAUAUUCGCCUGCAUAUACGCAAGACCUUGGGCUACCCCCACCACACCAUGCCCUUUUAUGAAUCGGACUCACACUCCCUGUCUGAGUACCAGCCACCUUCUCCGAAUACUAAAUCAGUCAGCUCUCUGGAAGUAAAAAGUGACACCACACCUCUUCCCUGUGACUCGGAACAAGACAUUCCUAUCCACUACAGUUUGGUGGGAGAACCUAAGGGUUCUGUGAAAAUCAUGUACUUGGUGUUGUCCAGAGGAGCAAUUGUCUUACAAGGACAUAAACAAAUUCAAGUAAAAGAUGGCUUAGAGAAUACGGAUAAAAUAACAUUGAAACUCAGAAUUACUCCAGACUUGGCUCCAGAAUUCCAGCUUGUGGUUUAUGCCGUUCUCCCCAGCAAGCAUGUGAUUGCCAGCAGUGGGGACUUCUCCACGGAAAAAUGUUUCUCACAUACGGUGUCGCUGGAGUUUUUACCUUCAUCGGCCGUCCCAGCAGAGCAAACCAAACUACAGCUCACUGCCCAGCCCAAUUCUCUGUGUGGCCUCAGUGCAAUUGAUCAAAGUGUGCUUAUAAAGGAGCCCGGGAAGACUCUUAAUGCAGACAAGAUAUUUGAUAUAUUGCCUGUAAAGAAGGCUUCUCCUGUUUCACAUGAAGUUGAGGACCCAUUGAAAUGUCUGAUUGUGAGACACAAGAGGUACAUUUUACCUUAUCCGUAUCCAGAAGAAAAUGAGGCCUAUAAAGUGUUCAAGAAUACUGGUUUGAAGAUUGCAACAAAUUUGAUGAUCAGAUUGCCGUCAUGUGUUAUGUUUAAAGGACAUUUUUACACUCGUGGUAAUACAUACAGGAUGUUUAAACCCAGAGUGGAUUACAUGAUGGGAAGUGCCCAAGGAGGAUUUUCAUCUCCUCUUCCAAUCCAAACAGCCCGCACCUUUUUCCCUGAGACUUGGAUUUGGGAUUUGGUAGAAGUUGGAGAGUCUGGAACAAAGGAUGUGUUCCUCACGGCUCCAGACACCAUCACCACCUGGGAAACAGAAACGUUCUGUUUGUCCAGUCAGGGUUUUGGGUUGGCUCCUCGUAAACAGCUGACGGUCUUUCAGCCUUUUUUUCUGGAACUGACCCUGCCCUACUCCAUCAUCCGGGGGGAAAACUUUGAACUGAAGGCAACGGUCUUCAACUACCUGAGCAGCUGCAUCAUGGUGAAAGUGACUCCAGGCCCCUCUUCAGGCUACAUUCUCACACCUGUCUCUUCUGAAGAGUACGCGUCCUGUCUGUGUGGCAGCGAGCGAAAGACCUUCCGCUGGAACAUGAACCCCACUGCUUUAGGGGUUGUCAAUAUAACCGUUACCGCUGAGGCUAUACCAUCCCACGCAUCGUGUGACAAUGAAAUUGUGAAUGUUCCAGAAAGAGGUCGCAUUGACAUAGUCACAAAAUCUUUGAUAGUAAAGGCUGAAGGAAUUGAGAUUACAAAGACUUACAACUGGCUGUUCUGCCCAAAAGGAGAAGCUGUGAUUGAGGAAACUGCUCUACAGCUACCAGACAAUGUGAUCGAUGGAUCUGCUCGUACCGUUGUAUCAGUCUUAGGGGACGUCAUUGGUCGGGCACUGAGGAACAUAGAAGGACUGUUGCAGAUGCCAUAUGGAUGUGGAGAGCAAAAUAUGGCUCUUUUGGCACCCAACAUCUAUAUCCUCCAUUAUCUUCAGAACACACAACAGCUCACUCCAACCAUCAAGGAGAAGGCCUUCAACUUUCUGACCAGUGGUUACCAAAGACAGCUGAACUACAAAGAUUAUCAAGGAGCAUACAGCACAUUUGGAACAGGACCAGGCAACACUUGGCUGACAGCUUUUGUAGUAAGGUCUUUUUUUAAAGCUCAGUCAUUCGUCUUCAUCGACCCAAGCGUGCUAGAAAGAUCUACAUUGUGGCUGGUAAACAAACAAAAACAAAACGGCUGUUUUGAAAAGUCUGGAAAACUUUUUAACAACAGAAUGAAGGGCGGGGUGUCAGAUGAAGUGACUCUCAGUGCUUACAUAACUGCUGCAUUCUUGGAGCUUGAGACAUUCAAAAAUAACUCAGUGGUAACUAGGAGCCUCUCCUGCCUAAAAGGAUCCAUUAACGAGCUCAACAACACUUACACCACAGCUCUGCUAGCAUACGUCUUCACACUGGCAGGAGACAUGGAGACUCGCGCUCACCUUCUGCAGCACCUUGACAAAGAAGCCGUAAAAAAAGGAGGUUUCAUCUACUGGACCCAGACUUCAGCCGAAACAUCGGACUCUCUGUCUGUGGAGAUCGGUGCUUAUGUCCUGAUGUCUUUACUAAGUACCUCCCACACUGCUGAAGACCUGGGAUACGCCUCUAGCAUUGUUAGGUGGAUGACCGGCCAACAGAACUAUUAUGGAGGGUUUUCUUCUACUCAGGACACAGUGGUGGCGCUUCAAGCUCUGUCUCUUUAUGCUACAGUCGUUUUCACUCCAGAGGGUUCCAGUACAGUGACAGUUCAGUCCCCUAGUGCCCAACUGGAGUUUGAUGUAAAACCAGACAACAAACUACUUUACCAGGAGAAGGUGAUGAAUGAUGUAACAGGAAAGUAUACCCUGGAAGUCAAAGGAUCUGCGUGUUCCUCAAUCCAGAUUUCUCAACAUUACAACAUCCCUCCUCGUCCAGACAUCACAACUUUGAGCGUGGAAGUUAAAGCGGAAACCAACUGUUCUGACGCAUCCAGACAUAAGCUAACUUUGCAUCUUAAGUCUCUAUACAGCGGAGUUGAGAAGACUACCAACAUGAUCAUCCUGGACAUCAAAGUGCUCUCUGGAUUUGUUCCAGAUGAAGACUCUUUGCAGAGUCUGAAACAUGCCACGCUGGUGGAUCGAGUGGAGCAGAACCAGGACCACAUUGUCAUUUACCUGAGGGAGUUGAAACAGGGGGAAGCCGUUUCUCACAUCUUGAAGCUUGUACAGCAGCUGCCAGUAGAGAACCUGAAACCCGCCUUGGUCAAAAUCUAUGACUACUACCAGCCAAGUGACCAGGCUGAAACUCAAUACAUCUCCAACUGUGCUUAAGAGAAACAGUUUGUAAAUGAGCUCAGGAGACUUUUCCAGUGGUUUUGUGCUCCUCACACUCUGUAAACGCUUUUUAAUAAAGUGUAAGUCAAAAGAUGAGAAUUCUGGAUGUGUCUAGAAUACUUAAAAAAAAAAAAGGUAUUACACUUAAUUUGUAAAAUAAAAGUAUUUGUUUAA